Molecule: messenger RNA, 4589 nt
Organism: Purpureocillium takamizusanense
Lineage: Eukaryota; Fungi; Ascomycota; Sordariomycetes; Hypocreales; Ophiocordycipitaceae
Gene: ADE6
Product: Phosphoribosylformylglycinamidine synthase
Exons: 2
Coding region: 1364-4312 (982 amino acids)
Biological process (GO): 'de novo' IMP biosynthetic process
Molecular function (GO): phosphoribosylformylglycinamidine synthase activity
Source: RefSeq, a predicted model, not a curated record
GGCAGCUCAAAAGUGAAUUUCCUCUGACGCGAGCCAUCCAUCAUCUCCCGCGACUGUUGGGACGCCCUUCCGCGACAAGCCUUUUCGCAAAGGGUUUGCCGUCACCCCCCCCCGUACCCGGCCAUUUCACCACGCUCGCCAUGCCUCACGAGACCUUGGUCGGUAGCUCCUGCUAUACGGCGUCUACCGCCCAGGAGCUCAAGGCUCGCGCCAACAAGACCAGCCAGCCCGCCAUCAAGCAAAUCCGCGGUCAGUGGGUCUACUAUGUCGACCUCGUCAACUCCAGCAAGACCGUCCUCGAUCAGGUCAAGGGACUGCUCCAGGAUGUCGACUCGGAGCCGCUCCUCGCUUCGCAGAGUGGCGGCAAUUCGGCCACCAUAUACGUCACUCCGCGUUACCUGUCGCCUUGGAGCUCGCAGGCCACCAGUAUUGCUCACGUGUGCGGCCUCAAGGACCAUGUGCGACGCAUCGAAAAGGGACGACUCAUUGUCGUCGACUUUGAGACGCCCUUUGAGCCUGGCCAAGAGUCCUCCAUCAGGGACGUCCUUCACGACCGCAUGACCGAAAUUUUCGACCUGGAGAAGCCGUCGUUGAAUGCCAUGUUCCAAGACGAUGCGCCCGCCCCCCUCGUCGUUGUCGACAUAUUCGCCGAUGGUAAAGACCCUCUCAGCAUCCUCAAGCAGUACAACCAGGAAAAGGGCCUCAGCCUUGACGAAUCCGAAAUGCAAUAUCUCGUCGACGUCUUCACAAAGCUGGGCCGCCCCCCUCACGAUGUCGAGCUCUUCAUGUUUGCCCAGGUCAACUCUGAACACUGCCGGCACAAGGUAUUCAACGCCAGCUGGACCAUUGACGGCGUGUCGCAAGACAAGAGCCUGUUCGAGAUGAUCAGGAACACGCACAAGAAGACGCCUGACUACACCGUGUCAGCGUACAGCGACAACGCUGCCGUUCUUCAGGGCGAGCCUGCCCACUUCUGGUCUCCGGAUUAUUCGACAGGGUCUUGGAAGCUCACGCCCGAGGUUGCGCAUGUGCUGGCCAAGGUCGAGGUUAGUACGUAGAGUCUCGGCGCAUUGAAUCGUGUUAACGCUCGCUAUGCCAGACACACAACCAUCCGACCGCCAUUUCGUGAGUUUCCGCGUGCUUCUUCUCCGCAUUCUUGGCUAAUGACUGUCCAAGCCCAUUCCCUGGCGCUGCUACCGGCUCCGGCGGCGAGAUUCGAGACGAGGCAGCCGUCGGCCGCGGCUCAGUGACAAAGGGGGGCCUGUGCGGUUUCUGGGUGUCCGAUCUCCUCAUUCCCGACCGCCGCGCCCCGUGGGAGUCGGACAUUGGCCGUCCAGCCCACUACGCGAGCAGCCUUGACAUUAUGCUCGAGGCCCCCAUCGGCAGCGCCCGAUUCAACAACGAGUUCGGCCGGCCUUGUCUUACCGGCACCUUCCGCACCCUUCUCACACCGGCCUCGUCCGAUGACGCUGCCGCGGACGCCAAGGAAUGGCGCGGAUACCAUAAACCCAUCAUGCUGGCUGGUGGCGUCGGCACUGUUCGCCCGCAGAACGCUUUGAAAGAAGAGCGGUUCGUCCGCGAAGGGGCGCACGUCAUCGUUUUGGGCGGCCCUGCCAUGCUCAUUGGCCUCGGUGGCGGCGCCGCCUCGAGCAACGCGUCGGGCGAAGGCAACGCCGAUCUGGACUUUGACAGCGUGCAGCGUGGUAAUCCCGAGAUGGAACGACGCGCCCAGAUGGUCAUCAACACUUGCACGGCCCUCGGCGAGCAGAGUCCGAUCGCCAUGAUCCACGACGUGGGCGCCGGCGGCCUGUCAAAUGCGCUCCCCGAACUCGUCAAGGAUGCCGGGUAUGGCGGCAACUUUGAGCUUCGGCAGGUCGAAAGUGCGGAUCGGAGCAUGAGUCCGCUUCAGAUUUGGUGCAACGAGGCUCAGGAACGAUAUGUGCUUCUGAUCAACCCCGAGAACAUGAAUCGCUUCACCAGCAUUUGCCGCCGUGAGCGUUGCGGCUUUUCCGAUGUUGGUGCUGUUGCAUCUCGAGACUCGAGCGGGGUCUCCAAACUGGUGCUCACGGACCGCGAGUCCAAGGAGUACCCACGCCCCAUCGACCUGCCAAUGGAUGCGCUCUUCCCUCCCAAGCGCCAGCAGGAUCGCAACGUCACCUCGAUCAAGCCCAGCUUCGCUCCGUUCGAUGCCAUGGCGUCCCUUCGCAAGGACUUUGGAGACCUCGGCAACGCCGAGUUGCUCAGCAAGGCUGUCGAACGCGUGUUCCUGAUGCCUGCCGUCGGCUCAAAGUCAUUCCUCAUCACCAUUGGCGACCGAACUGUCGGUGGACUUACUACCAGAGAUCAGAUGGUUGGGCCGUGGCAAACCCCGGUUGCCGACGUCGCCAUCACGGCCACGUCCUUCAGCCUUGGCGGAAAGCAACGGAUUGGCGAGGCCAUGGCCAUGGGCGAAAAGCCUACUCUGGCACUUGUUGAUCCUGCCGCUUCGGCUAGGAUGGCCGUUGCCGAGAGUCUGCUGAACAUUGGCGCGGCCGACAUCAUGGGCGACCUGCGCCGCGUCAAGCUCUCGGCAAACUGGAUGGCCGCUGUGAGUCAUCCGGGAGAGGGUGCUGCCCUUUACGAAGCGGUCAAGGCAAUUGGCAUGGAGAUGUGCCCUGAGCUCAACAUCAGCAUCCCCGUCGGAAAGGACUCGACGUCCAUGAAGGCCGUGUGGAAGGAGGACGGACAGGCAAAGAGUGUUACCGCUCCCGUUUCCGUCGCCAUCUCCGCGUUUACUGUCGUCGAAGAUGUCCGCAAGACCUGGACACCGCACCUUCGCCGAGUGGAGGAGGUUGGCGAGACGAUUCUCCUGUUUGUCGAUCUCGCCGAGGGACGCAAGGCCUUGGGUGGAUCGGCCCUGGCCCAGUCUUUCGGCGCCGUUGGCAACGAGGUGCCGGAUAUGAAGAAUUUCGAUUUGAUGAGGGAUUACUUCGAUGCUCUAUCACAGUUGCACGAGAGCGGCGUCGUGCUGGCAUACCAUGACCGAUCUGAUGGUGGUCUCAUUACCACAGUCGCCGAGAUGAUGUUUGCUGGCCGCUGUGGCGUCGACAUGAUGAUGGACGGCAUCGCCAAGUCUGGUCAGACGGGAGACAUGGUUGAGGCGCUGUUCAACGAGGAGCUCGGCGCCGUCUUCCAGGUCCGGGCCUCUGACGAGAUCAACUUCAAGCGCUGCUUCGCUACCUGCGGGCCCCCGCCUGGCUUGGUUCGCAAGUUUGGUGUGGUUAAGUCCAAGGGCAGGCAGUCGCUGACGAUCCGUCACGCCGGUGCUACAUUCGCCACACUCGGCCGUGCCGAAAUGCAGCAGUGGUGGUCCAAGACUUCUUACGAGAUGCAGCGCCUGCGAGACAACCCUGCCUGCGCAGACUCCGAGUUUGCCACAAUCGCAGACUCCGAGGAUCCCGGCAUGUCCUACAACCUCACCUACUCUCCGGCCGAGAACAUUAUGCCCCUUACCUCGUCUAUCAGCGGUUUCUUUGGAAAGGCGCCUCGGGUUGCUGUUCUCCGAGAGCAAGGCGUUAACGGCUACGCCGAGCUGGCAUUUGCUUUCAAGGCUGCUGGCUUCGAGCCUGUUGACAUUCACAUGACGGAUGUUCUGGAUGGCAGGUCUCUUGCCGACUUUACCGGAUUGGCUGCUCCGGGAGGCUUUUCGUACGGCGAUGUUCUUGGCGCGGGUCAAGGUUGGGCCAAGUCGAUCCUGAUGCAUGAGAACACUCGACGAGAGUUCACCGACUUCUUCAAGCGGCCCGAUACCUUUGCUCUGGGUGUCUGCAAUGGCUGCCAGCUACUCACGCGCAUCAAGUCGCUGAUCCCUGGCGCCGAACACUGGCCGACCUUUGUCGACAAUGCGAGCCAGCAGUUUGAGGGUCGCUUCAGCAUGGUCAAGGUCGAGGAGAAUAGCAGCAAACCCUCGGUCUUCUUCCACGGCAUGAACGGCUCGACGUUGCCCGUUGUUGUGUCUCACGGCGAGGGCCGAGCGAAAUUCCCAUCGCCCAACUCGCUGCAGGAGCUGACCAGCUCGGGCAUGAUUCCGCUUCGCUAUGUCGACAACCGCUUGCACGUCACGGAGCAGUACCCCUACAAUCCCAACGGCAGCCCUGCCGGCGUGGCCGGUGUGUCGACCAAGGACGGCCGUUUUGUGGCGAUGAUGCCACAUCCCGAGCGCACUGUCCUCGCCGAUGUGGCCAGCUUCGUGCCUCGCGAGGCAGUUGACGAGUGGGGUGAGUUUGGGCCGUGGGUGCGCAUCUUCCGCAGCGCCCGACGAUGGGUGGGCUGAGCGGGUUCGGUCUCUUGUUGGUUGCAUAUGGUGUCACGAAAAAACUAUAGAUGGGUAUGGUGUUUAUGACUGAACUUCAAAGAGCAGAGUUUUCAGUUGGAGCAGACAAAUUUACAGGCAUUGCACGUAUAGAAAGUCUCUUCGCUGCCUUGAUGGUUGGCCGUGUCGUGUCAGAUCCACGCACCGUCGACGGCGUAAACGCUGCCGCUCACGAAGGUGCUUUCGGGUCCGAGAAGAAAGGCGACUACGGCGGCGACCUCCUCUGGUUUCCCGUAGC